CAGAGCCAGAGCGCGUCGCGGCAGCCCCCAAGGAAGACCAGCUUGCUUCUGGUCGGUUCCCGGCGCCCUGCGUUUCGUGACCUUGUCCAGUAGAAGGCUAUUUAAUUUUCACAACUGCUUGAAUUUUGACAUACAAGAUGAAGCAAGAUGCCUCAAGAAAUGCUGCCUACACUGUGGAUUGUGAAGAUUAUGUGCAUGUGGUAGAAUUUAAUCCCUUUGAGAAUGGGGAUUCAGGAAACCUAAUUGCAUAUGGUGGCAAUAAUUAUGUGGUCAUUGGCACGUGUACGUUUCAGGAAGAAGAAGCAGACGUUGAAGGCAUUCAGUAUAAAACACUUCGAACAUUUCACCAUGGAGUCAGAGUCGAUGGCAUAGCUUGGAGCCCAGAGACUAGACUUGAUUCAUUGCCUCCGUUAAUCAAAUUUUGUACCUCAGCUGCUGAUAUGAAAAUUAGAUUAUUUACUUCAGAUCUUCAAGAUAAAAAUGAAUAUAAGGUUUUAGAGGGCCAUACCGAUUUCAUUAAUGGUUUGGUGUUUGAUCCCAAAGAAGGCCAAGAAAUUGCAAGUGUGAGUGACGAUCACACCUGCAGGAUUUGGAACUUGGAAGGAGUGCAGACAGCUCAUUUUGUUCUUCAUUCUCCUGGCAUGAGUGUGUGCUGGCAUCCUGAGGAGACUUUUAAGCUAAUGGUUGCAGAGAAGAAUGGAACAAUCCGGUUUUAUGAUCUUUUGGCCCAACAGGCUAUUUUAUCUCUUGAAUCAGAACAAGUGCCAUUAAUGUCAGCACACUGGUGCUUAAAAAACACCUUCAAAGUUGGAGCCGUUGCAGGAAAUGAUUGGUUAAUUUGGGAUAUUACUCGGUCCAGUUAUCCUCAAAAUAAGAGACCUGUUCACAUGGAUCGAGCCUGCUUAUUCAGGUGGUCCACAAUUAGUGAAAAUCUGUUUGCAACCACUGGUUAUCCUGGCAAAAUGGCAAGCCAGUUUCAAAUUCAUCAUUUAGGACACCCUCAGCCCAUCCUCAUGGGUUCCGUAGCCGUUGGAUCUGGCCUGUCCUGGCAUCGAACUCUCCCUCUGUGUGUAAUUGGAGGAGACCACAAGCUGUUGUUUUGGGUGACUGAAGUAUAAAGUGUUCUCUGUACCUUAGAUUCACAAACGUUGUAUUUUUAGUACAUAUUUUGAAGAAUUUCUAUAGUACAUAUUUUGAAGAAUUUUUAUACCAAAUAUACCAUAUACUUUAGAAAAUGUCUCAGUUGCUUUUAUUAAAUAAAAUGUUGAUGGUUUGAAAAA
Pongo pygmaeus (Bornean orangutan) is the source of this 1280-nucleotide messenger RNA. RefSeq names its product nucleoporin 37 (gene NUP37). The coding region runs from base 138 to 1118 and encodes 326 amino acids. NCBI's taxonomy places the organism in Eukaryota, Metazoa, Chordata, Mammalia, Primates, Hominidae. The record is from RefSeq and is a predicted model, not a curated record. Gene Ontology annotation, cellular component: nuclear pore outer ring. Gene Ontology annotation, molecular function: protein binding. The transcript has 10 exons.